This is a messenger RNA of Stegastes partitus (bicolor damselfish), 1791 nucleotides long. RefSeq names its product pyruvate carboxylase, mitochondrial. Gene Ontology annotation, biological process: gluconeogenesis; pyruvate metabolic process. The transcript is spliced from 12 exons. Gene Ontology annotation, molecular function: pyruvate carboxylase activity. The annotation marks the transcript as partial. The record is from RefSeq and is a predicted model, not a curated record. Gene Ontology annotation, cellular component: cytoplasm. Lineage: Eukaryota; Metazoa; Chordata; Actinopteri; Pomacentridae.
ACCAACAUCCCCUUCCUGCAGAACGUCUUCGCCAACCACCAGUUCCUGCACUCCACCGUGGACACCCAGUUCAUCGACGAGAACCAGGAGCUCUUCAACCUCAAGCCCACUCAGAACCGAGCCCAGAAGCUGCUGCACUACCUGGGUCAUGUGAUGGUGAACGGACCGACCACGCCCAUCCCAGUCAAGGCCAAGCCCUCCUCCACAGACCCGGUCAUUCCUCCGGUCACCAUGGGCGACCCUCCGGUAGGUUUCCGUGAUGUGUUGCUGCGCGAUGGUCCCGAGGGAUUCGCCAAGGCUGUUCGUGCCCACCAAGGCCUGUUGCUAAUGGAUACCACGUUCAGGGAUGCUCACCAGUCGCUCCUGGCGACCAGAGUUCGGACCCAUGACCUGAAGAAGAUCUCGCCAUUCGUCAGCCACAACUUCAGCAACCUUUUCAGCCUGGAGAACUGGGGGGGUGCUACCUUCGACGUGGCCAUGCGAUUCCUCUCGGAGUGUCCAUGGAAGAGACUCCAGGAGCUGAGAGCUUUGAUCCCAAAUGUCCCCUUCCAGAUGCUGCUGAGAGGAGCCAACGCUGUGGGCUACACUAACUACCCUGACAAUGCUGUCUUUAAGUUCUGCGAGGUGGCCAAGGAGAACGGCAUGGACAUCUUCCGCGUGUUCGAUUCCCUCAACUACCUGCCCAACAUGCUGCUGGGUAUGGAGGCUGCAGGGGCGGCGGGCGGCGUCGUCGAGGCCGCCAUCUCGUACACGGGCGACGUCUCCGACCCGAUGAGGCAGAAGUACUCUCUGGACUACUACGUGAAGCUGGCGGAUGAGCUCGUCAAAGCUGGAACCCACAUCUUGUGCAUCAAGGACAUGGCUGGUCUGCUGAAGCCAGAGUCCAGCAAGCUUCUGAUCGGCGCUCUGAGAGACCGCUUCCCAGAUGUUCCCAUCCACGUGCACACCCACGACACAGCUGGAGCCGGCGUAGCCGCCAUGCUGGCUUGUGCCGGCGCUGGAGCUGACGUAGUCGACGUGGCGGUUGACUCUAUGGCGGGAAUGACCUCUCAACCCAGCAUGGGAGCCAUGGUCGCCUGCGCCAAGGGGACCAAGCUUGACACGGGCAUUGCUCUGGAGAAGGUGUUUGACUACAGUGAAUAUUGGGAGGUAGCCAGAGGCCUGUACGCUCCAUUUGACUGCACCGCUACCAUGAAAUCUGGCAACGCUGAUGUCUACGAGAACGAGAUACCUGGAGGACAGUACACCAACCUUCACUUCCAGGCUCACAGUAUGGGACUGGGAAAUAAGUUCAAGGAGGUGAAGAAGGCAUACGCUGAAGCCAAUAAACUACUAGGAGACCUCAUUAAGGUGACUCCGUCUUCAAAGAUCGUGGGUGAUCUGGCCCAGUUCAUGGUGCAGAACAACCUGACCCGGGCAGAGGUGGAGGAGAGGGCAGACGAGCUGUCCUUCCCGCUGUCAGUGGUGGAGUUCCUGCAGGGUUACAUCGGGAUCCCACAUGGAGGCUUCCCCGAGCCGCUCAGGUCCAAGGUGCUGAAGGCCCUUCCACGCAUCGAAGGUCGUCCCGGCGCUUCCCUGCCACCUAUGGACUUCAAGGCUCUGGAGGAGGGGCUCCGGGCCUCACACGGGGAAGAGAUCACCCCCGAGGAUGUGAUGUCAGCAGCCAUGUACCCCAAGGUGUUCCAGGAGUUCAAGGAAUUCACCUCUAACUUUGGCCCAGUGGACUGUCUCAGCACCAGACUGUUCCUGGACGGACCCAAGAUUGCAGAAGAGUUUGAGGUACGCAACUAA